AUGGCUGAAAAAAUCACCGAGGAUCAGGUCAAUGACCUGCUCAAGAUCCUCCGCUCUGAGGCCAGCAUCGAUGCUAAGGUCCAGCAUGUUACUGGCAUCAAGUCCGGCAUCAAGCAGCACAAUGUCCCCGACGUCCUCAUCCCACAAAUCUUUGAUGGCCUCCGUACCGCAUCCGUCUCGCAGCAUGCCGUCCUCGUCAACGCCGGCUUCACAGCCCUGAACCACCUACUUACUAGGUUGUCGAGACAGGAGCCCAAGUACAUUUCCAAGGAGGCAAAGCAUACCCUACCCUUAGUUAUCGACAAGCUAGGCGACCAGAAGGAAAAGUUUAGAGGUCUCGCGUCGCAGGCGCUGACCACGAUGUACGCCGCAGCUCCCAUGGAUGUCGAACGCUCUGUAAGAAAUGUUGCUAUGGUGGGCAAGAAUCCGCGGGCCAAGGAGGCCGGUAUGCACUGGCUUCUGCACAUGCACCAGGAACAUGGUAUGCAAUUCCGUGCCUACGUCCCCACGCUUAUGGAGCUGCUCGAGGACGCCGAUGGCAUGGUGCGCGACGUUGCUAAGAGCACUGUCAUUGAGCUGUUCAGAACCGCACCGAAUACCGCCAAAUCCGACCUUAAAAGACAGCUAAAGAACUUCAAAGUUCGUCCUGCCAUCGAACAAGCCAUUGUUAAGGAGCUUGCACCGAGUGCCUCUUCCGAGCGACCUGAGACUCCUCAUGAGGCCCCCCCACCACCAGUCUCGAAACCGAAGCUCGCUGCCAGCGUAUCCUCCCUUGCGAGCGAACGUCCUGUGACACCCGGCGUUGAACCACGAAGCGAUGUUGAGCCGGCAUAUGUCAACACCCAACGCGAACUAGACGAAAUAUUUAGGGAAAUGAUGUUGUACUUUGAAGGAAAGGAGACUGAACAAAAUUGGUUGAAGCGGGAGGAGAGCGUGACGAAGCUGCGGAAGCUAAUUGCUGGAAACGUCCCGCAAGAUUUCCCUGACGCCUUCAUGCUGGGUCUCAAAGGGCUGCUUGAUGGAAUCAUCAAGGCCGUUAACUCCUUGCGCACCAGUCUUUCCAAGGAGGGGUGCAGCUUGGUACAAGAUAUUGCUGUCACUUUUGGCCCCGGUAUGGACCCGCUGGUAGAGCUCUUGAUGCAGACCUUCAUCAAGCUCUCAGCCGCGACGAAAAAGAUCAGUUCUCAGCUUGCAAACACUACAGUUGACACUAUCAUUGGAAGGGUGACGUACAACUCGCGAAUUAUGCAGCAUAUUUGGCUUGCUUGUCAGGACAAGAACGUCCAGCCCCGAACGUAUGCGACGGGCUGGCUGAAGACCGUCCUGAACAAGGAGGCCCACCAUAAGAGCCAUAUCGAGCACGGUGGUGGGCUGGAAAUGGUAGAAAAGUCCAUCAAGAGGGGCCUAAACGAUGCAAACCCUGGGGUCAGAGAAAGGAUGCGUGCUACCUAUUGGUUGUUUGCCAAGAUCUGGCCUGCCAGAGCUGAGCUGCUUAAAGAUACACUGGACCCAACUGCUCAGAAACUUCUCGACAAGGAUCCCAACAACCCGAAUGCUCCUAAGAGGACGGAGACAGAACGCGCUCGUCCAGGUCUUGGCUUGUCAAAGAGCACCAUGAGCAGCAGCAGGCCAACUCUGCGAGAGACGAUGAUGGCCCAGAAGAAAGCAACAAUGGCGGCUCGAAACCUGCCGCCUCGCCCCGGAUCUGCCAUGGCCAACCUCUCUCCUGUCCGUCCCCAACCGCCAGCAGCUAGCGCAUCAACAGGUUCGGCCGCUCCAGCAAAGACAACAGUGUCCGGUGGCAUGUCUGUCCGGCCUAUGAGACCCACAAAGAAACGGCCAGAAAUGGCUGCCAGACCAGCAACCGCAGGACCGUACUCUGUGAGGACUCACGAUGGGCCCUCUGCCGAGGCACCGAGCCCGGAGAGUCUAAAAUCCAAGGCCACACCCAAGUCAAAGACAGAGGCCUCGCCUCGAAGGGUCGCUCCUCGAACACGACCUGGCCAUGCAUCCCAUGCUAGUGAAUCAAGCGUUGCAUCACCGAGUGCCAAAUCAGUGCUGUCGAAAUCCGUCUCUUCUCCUCGUGCCUCGCCUCGAAAUAGCCCUGCAAAACCCUUGAGAUCUCAUACUUCGAUACCAGCCAGCAGUCCAUCCAAAGACAAUGAAGAUCUCACUCUCGUGGUACCGAACAUUGCAAGUCUGGUAUCGUCGUCGCCCAAGCCUGUUACCGAUGGCAUUCCAUCCUCUGCUGCUCCUGAAGAGCAAGGCGCUCCAGCAGCAGAUGUACAAGCUGCUAUUUCGGUAGAGAUUCCCCUGCCAGCCGAACGUAUGCCAGAACCUACGCCAGAGCCUGAGGUACUGGCUUCGCCAGCGCCCUCGCUCCAACCCCCAGCGGAGAUCAUCCCUGAGACGGCUAUAGAAGCCCCCACGGAAGUCCCCACAGUUAUCCCGGUCGAGCCUCUGGAAGACGACCCUGUCAAAGUCUUACCAGAGGCUCCCGCGGCUGACGCUGUGGAGGCAACGCCAUCUCUAUCUACACCCACUAAGGGGGAUGAGCUGCAGUCCGAUUCAACACCUGUCAACGGACUCAAGGUGUUUGAGGACCCGUUUGUCGAGGAUCAGCAUUCCGAGAAGCCCAGCUUCACCGGCCCGGUGCUUGAGGACAAACCUGUUAACGAAAUUGCCGUACCUGUACCCACCAAUGGGGAUACUAACGGCCCCCCGGAAACGCCUGACAAGGCGCGCCAGACCUCCAGAUUGCUCGAUAGUGGAGUUACCAGAGUCAAAGCCAAGUCUCUGGACGUCCACGGUUUCAGAAAACUCCAGUCCAUUCUGAGGGACAAUAAGGUCUUGUUCACAGACGAUAAGUUCGAGGCGCUUCUACGCGGGCUCUUUGAGUACCUCGAGGCGCCGCUUGCCAACCUUGCGCCAGAGAAGGUUCAGGAUGUGAAGGCCCAGAUCCUCGCGACGAUCAAGCUUCUACUCAAGAAGGAGCGGGACAACUUCCAGCCCCACGUGUCACGCGGCCUGGAGUCCCUUGUAGAGACGCGCAGUGCUUAUGACUCUCGGACACGUAUCGUUAGCGGCCUUGAGCUGCUCGCUGAAGAGCUCGUCGGCCUGGGUGACCCCCCUGAGAUCGUUGUCGUCAUGACAAAGCUUCUGCAGGGCAAGCAGGACAACACGGUCGAGGGCAGCCGCUGCCUCGCUUCAGGUCUACACGUCCUCAAGGAGCUGCUCGAUAAGCGCACGGGCUUUUUGCCCUCGGAGAGUGAACUUGCACAGCUAGCUGGCCUUGCUGGGCGAUGCCUCGAGUCCACGGACUCGGGCGUACGCAUGGGCGCCGUCCAGCUGUGCGUGGCGCUUCAUACACGGAUCGGCGACGGACCGUUCUGGGAGCUCAUCAAAGGCGCCAAGGACGAUCCCAAGAAUCUCAUCACGUACUACAUCGCCAAGAAGCAGCGGGAGAGCAGCGUCGCGGCUUAG
Colletotrichum truncatum is the source of this 3483-nucleotide messenger RNA. Its product is annotated as heat repeat containing protein. Lineage: Eukaryota; Fungi; Ascomycota; Sordariomycetes; Glomerellales; Glomerellaceae. Gene Ontology annotation, cellular component: spindle microtubule; mitotic spindle; mitotic spindle midzone. The record is from RefSeq and is a predicted model, not a curated record. Gene Ontology annotation, biological process: astral microtubule depolymerization; mitotic spindle assembly. Gene Ontology annotation, molecular function: microtubule binding.